GUGCAGUCUGCUGCUGUCUGUUCGCCAGACCAGACUGAGGGAGCCUCGCUGCAGCCGACUGCCAAGUCAGCCAGCCUUCAGGACUGGAACCACCAAAUGCUUCCGUUGUAAAUCGUCGAAAUGCUUCUGAAGCGACAGCUAACCAAAGCAGCGCCUUGGUUUGGUGAUUUAUUUUAACCAGCUAGCUCCAGCUAACGUGGGGGGAGGCACUCCCACAGUCUGAUCAAUGGUUAGCGGAAGGGCGGAGAAGCGGGCUGUUUUUCUUUUUAUAGAGGCGAGAUCUAACUUGGAGAAUGUCUAAACGUCUACGGAACACCGAGGUGUGCGCCGACUGCAGCGUCCCAGAACCCCGCUGGGCGUCAGUAAACCGUGGUGUACUGGUUUGUGAUGAGUGCUGCAGCGUCCAUCGAAGCCUGGGCAGACACAGCUCCCAAGUCCGUCACCUGACACACACACCAUGGCCACCCACACAGCUGCAGAUGGUUCACACUUUAUACAGCAAUGGUGCCAAUUCAAUAUGGGAGCACUCGCUCCUGGACCCGGCGUCUGUGAUGAGUGGGAAACGAAAGGCCAACCCGCAGGACAAACUGCACCCGAACAAAUCUGAAUUCAUAAAAGCCAAAUACCAAAUGCUGGCUUUUGUCCAUCGCAUGCCGUGUCGGGAGGACGACAGCUCGACAGCCAAGGAUUUGAGCAAGCAACUGCACUCAAGUGUGCGCACGGGGAAUCUGGAGACGUGUUUACGGCUGCUGUCUCUGGGAGCACAAGCUAACUUCUUCCACCCAGAAAAGGGGAACACGCCGUUGCACGUUGCUGCGAAGGCAGGACAAGUGUCUCAGGCUGAGCUUUUGACUGUUUAUGGAGCAGAUCCAGGAGCUCCUGACACAAAUGGGAAAACACCUAUUGACUAUGCAAGGGAGGCUGGCCAUCAUGACCUGGCUGACCGACUGGUGGAGAUCCAGUAUGAGCUAACUGAUCGCCUGGCGUUCUACCUGUGUGGGAGAAAACCAGAUCAUAAGAACGGCCAGCACUUCAUCGUUCCACAGAUGGCUGAUAGCAGUCUAGAUUUAUCGGAACUGGCCAAGGCAGCAAAGAAGAAGCUGCAGUCUCUCAGCAAUCAUCUGUUCGAGGAGCUGGCCAUGGACGUGUAUGACGAGGUGGACCGGCGAGAGACUGACGCAGUGUGGUUAGCGACACAGAAUCACAGCACACUGGUGACGGAAACAACCGUGGUGCCAUUUCUACCCGUGAAUCCUGAAUAUUCAUCCACACGAAAUCAGGGACGCCAGAAGCUAGCUCGAUUUAACGCACACGAGUUUGCAACUCUUGUGAUCGACAUCCUCAGUGAUGCGAAGAGAAGACACCAAGGGAACACUGUUUCCAGCCCGAAAGACAACGUUGAACUCAUCCUGAAGAGCAUGGCAGCUCAGCACAGCCAGGACAACGACCAGCCGGACUAUGACAGCGUGGCAUCUGAUGAAGACACGGACCAAGAACUUCCGUCUAGCAAAGGGGAUCGGACCAAGAGCCUGGACUCGGACCUCUCAGACAGCCCCAUCACUAUGCAGGAGUACUUGGAGGUGAAAAAUGCUCUCUCUGCCUCUGAGGCUAAAAUCCAGCAGCUCAUGAAAGCCAACAACAACCUGAGCGAUGAGCUACGACUGAUGCAGAAAAAGCUGCAAACUCUGCAAAGCGAGAACACAUCGCUCAAGCGGCAGGUUACUACCAAUAUCUAUCAGAUCCCCAGCGGCUCCGACUUCCCCGACCCCUCCAGCCCCUCGGCCAUGAAACGCCGGCAGUCCGCUCGGUCCAGUCGGCCCAUGUCUAUGUAUGAGACCGGCUCAGGCCUGAAGCCUUAUCUCCCUAAAGGGGAAACUGGCUACCAAGAGGAGGCUCUCCCCACCCUGCAACCCUUCCCUCAUGCCUCCAAGUUAGAGAAGCAGAGCAGUAUGCCAGAGAGCGACUACGACAACACCUUCAAUGACCCUGAGCUGGAAGAUUCAGGUAGGCGAGGCCGACUCCGGAGCAGCGGCUGGAUGGGAGAGGGAACCUCCAUCCCUGAGCUGGACGAUAUGGAGACAGAGUCCGACCCCACACUUCCCAGCACCGAGGACGUCAUCCGCAAAACCGAGCAGAUCACCAAGAACAUCCAGGAGCUGCUGCGAGCUGCGCAGGAGAACAAACAUGACAGCCGUCCGUACGAGCGUGAAGGCACGCGGCGUCUCAGGCACAGUCUGGGGUGCUUCAGCACCUUGGUGCCCUGGGCAGAGAAGUCCCCUUCUCCCCUGCAGCCCCUGGCCCUCCGGUCUCCUGACCCCGCCUCCUGCUUCAUACCGUGCUCAGAAAGAAUCCAUGUGGCUGUGACAGAAAUGGCUGCCCUAUUUCCCAAGAAGCCUCGCUCAGACAUGGUCAGGAGCUCUCUGCGCUUGUUGACCUCCAGCGCGUUCAGGCUGCAGGGCGAGUGCAGGAAGGCCGUCCCCCCUGAGGGCUGCCCGGGUCCGGACAUGCAGCUGGUCACCCAGCAGGUCAUCCAGUGUGCGUACGACAUCGCCAAGGCAGCCAAGCAGCUGGUGACCAUCACCACUAAGGAGAACACCAACUGACAGCACUUCAGCGGCCGCACAGUCGCCUUUUAAAUUAUUUUUUCUAUUUGUGGUUAAUGCAUGACUUUCUUUUUUGUAUCAAGAUAAGCAUUUGAGUGACAGUUUUGCUAAGUCAGCACAACUUGAGGGAAAUCUCUCAUAACAAGGCACAUUUUUUUGACGGAUAACUGACUCUGGAAAGUACAACUUUUGUUUACAACUAGCUCAUCACACUGAAGCACAUCAGUCAGUAGAUCGGAUGCUGUGACGUCAUCCUGAGACACUGACAAGCCAUAAAAACAUAAAUCUGUCGUCUAUAGUGAGCAUGUCGCACAAUUUAGGUGCUAUGUUACAGUUUGUUCCACUAAAAAAAGCUAAUGAUGACCUGAUCAUCUGGUCUUGCUCAAGGGUCACACUUCACCAGCAGCCAGAUGUCGUCUUGUGUGUAGCCCACUCUGCACAGUGUUGUCGCUCAUGUUACCAAACAAGACAAUAUGCAUCAUAACGUCCGUGUGUCGACCGCUAGCUUUGUGAUUACUGUGGAACAUUUGGGAAACAACUGUAGAGCUACAGCAUGUCAACCAUCAGGUGUUUCUGUGUUCAGCUUUCCUGUGCCUAAAUGAUGUUUGGGGUUUUUGUGACGCAGCAUUUAAGUUGCUAUUUAAAGAUUAUUUUCUAAAUAAAAUUAUUUAUGAAUACAGCCUGCGUCACUG
Messenger RNA from Synchiropus splendidus (mandarinfish), 3295 nucleotides. RefSeq names its product G protein-coupled receptor kinase interacting ArfGAP 2a (gene git2a). The transcript has 20 exons. The record is from RefSeq and is a predicted model, not a curated record. NCBI's taxonomy places the organism in Eukaryota, Metazoa, Chordata, Actinopteri, Syngnathiformes, Callionymidae. The coding region runs from base 294 to 2603 and encodes 769 amino acids. Gene Ontology annotation, biological process: brain development; regulation of ARF protein signal transduction. Gene Ontology annotation, molecular function: GTPase activator activity; protein binding.